UAAGAUUUCGAAAUCUUCCCACGGACCGACAUCGGACAUCAGCUGGGACUCCGAGAGCAAGGCCAAAAAAGGCCAAACCCCGUUUUCGUCACAACCAAAGAGAUAUAAAGAGCAACUCCUUCCCCUCCAUUUUUUGAACAUCAACCACUGCUCUUUUUCUCGGCUUCAAUAAGCUACUCUUCGGUCAUUCAACACAACACUCACUCUCUUCUCUCACUCUCUCCGACACCAUAUCAGAUGGCUCCUCUUACUCGCAUCAUCUCCCUUCUCGCUCUGGCCGUUGCCGCGGUGCCCAGCUUGGCCGCUCCCGCUGCUGGUGGAAACACGAGCGCCGAAAUCGUCGCCCUCGAAACCGCUGCCACGGCCGUCGACCGUAUCAAUAUUCUCGGCGAUGACUCCGACUUUGUCUUCAACUUCCUCGACCCCAACCAGCCUGCCGCCAAAGGUGACGGUGGUAGCAUCGUCCGCGCCAACCGCAAGAACUUCCCCGCUUUGAUCGACAACGGUAUCUCCAUGGCCGUAGGGUUCAUCGGUCCCUGUGGAUUCAAUACGCCUCACAUCCACCCCCGCUCCUCAGAGCUCUCCUACUCCGUCAACGGAACCUUCCUCACCGGUAUAUUUCCCGAGAACGGGGCUCGCUUGGUCAUGAAUAACAUCACUGGUGGAGAGGCCACCAUCAUCCCCGCUGGGUCCAUGCACUUCCAAGCCAACCUCGGCUGUGAGACGGUUCAGUUCGUUUCAGGCUUCCCCAGUGAGGACCCUGGUGCUUUGCAGAUUGCGCAGGGUUUAGCGAUGUUUGAAGAUGAUAUUUUGUUGGCUACGUUCGGGUUGAGUGCUGAAGAUACGUACGCACUCGAAGCUCUUAAAGCUGGUAUUCCGGCGACUGUCGCGCUCGGUCUUCAAGAGUGCCGUGCUAGGUGUGGCCUUAACCCACCCCCGUCCUACUCCAUGUCAUCUAGCAGCAGUGCGCCGCCUAGCGCCGCUUCCACCGGUCACUCCGACUACUAAGGAUCCCAGAACGUCCGACGAUGAUUGCAACUACUAGCUGCCAUCAUGAUUAGCCGCACUUUUUCUUUGUUUUUCUUUUUCUUUUUGUUUGAAGUUUCGUUCAGGUCUGAACGCGGGAGUUUGGGCCGGUGUGGGAAGGACUUUCUUAGUAAUUAGCAAUGUUCACUCCUUGC
Molecule: messenger RNA, 1181 nt
Organism: Saitoella complicata NRRL Y-17804
Lineage: Eukaryota; Fungi; Ascomycota; Saitoellomycetes; Saitoellales; Saitoellaceae
Product: RmlC-like cupin
Exons: 1
Coding region: 238-1008 (256 amino acids)
Cellular component (GO): cell wall
Molecular function (GO): manganese ion binding
Source: RefSeq, a predicted model, not a curated record